CACACCGGAAGCAUAAAAUCAAAACAAGAAGGUCGAAGAGGAGUUGCUGACGCCACUGCUUUCCCAUCUGCAGCGGUUUCUCAGAAAGUCUGAGUGACAAGUCCGGUGACAGGCAGCGUCGUGUCCGUGCUCUCAUGUAUAAGACAAUGAACCUCCAUUCAUGGGAAUGAUCAGCAAUCUGGCUGCUUAUCUGACUUUAAUUCGUCCUAGUUUAGCCAGGAGCCAUCAUAAGUUAAUCAUGGCCAGACGGCUUCAUGCGAGCAGAACAAUCGGCGUGGAUAAAAAUGUUUGGGUGGAAUUCACGCAGCUAGCUGCAGACUACCAGGCCGUGAACCUCGGACAGGGGUUUCCUGACUUCUCCCCUCCGCAGUUUGUUCAGGAUGCUUUCUGUAAAGCUGUGAGCGGAGGACCCCAGAUGCACCAGUAUACCAGAGCCUUUGGCCAUCCUCGUCUGGUGAAGAGUCUCGCUAAAUUCUUCAGUAGGAUUGUGGGGCGCGAGAUCGAUCCCCUCGAAGACAUCUUGGUCACGGUUGGAGCUUAUCAGGCUCUUUUCUGCGCAUUUCAGGCUCUGAUUGAUGAUGGUGAUGAAGUGAUAAUUGUGGAGCCGUUCUUCGACUGCUACCAGCCGAUGGUUCUGAUGGCAGGAGGAACCGCAGUCUAUGUGCCCCUGAGACCGAAAGAGGGCAGCACCGUCCUGUCAAGUGGAGACUGGGUUCUGUCUGCCGAGGAACUCGCCAGCAAAAUCACCCCUCGCACAAAAGCCAUUGUUAUCAACACUCCCAACAACCCUUUAGGCAAGGUGUACAAGGUCGAGGAACUCCAGAUGAUUGCCGAUCUGUGUAUUAAACAUGAUCUGCUGUGCUUCAGUGACGAGGUCUACGAGUGGCUCACUUAUGAUGGAGCCAAACAUGUAAAGAUAGCCAGCCUUCCUGGGAUGUGGGAACGGACCAUAACAGUGGGCAGUGCUGGGAAAACCUUUAGUGCUACUGGCUGGAAGGUCGGCUGGGCUAUGAGUUCUGGAAACCUCAUCAAACACAUGAAAAUCAUCCACCAGAACUCGGUCUAUCACUGUGCAACUGCGGCUCAGGAAGCCGUAUCCCACGGGUUCGACAGAGAGUACGAGCUGUUCGGGACUCCGGAGAGCUACUUCCAGCAGCUGCCCGCCAUGCUGCAGCAGAAGAGGCAGAAGCUGGCCUCGUGUCUGCAGAGUGUGGGCCUGCAGCCCGUCAUGCCAGAGGGAGGAUACUUCAUGAUCACAGACAUCUCCUCCGUCAAGGUGGAUCUAAACGAUGAGAGCACCAAGGAUGAAAGCUACGAUUUUAGAUUUGUCAAAUGGUUAAUUAAAGAAAAGGGCUUAGCGACAAUCCCAGUCUCUGCUUUCUUCAGUCCAGAGCACAGCAAGGAGUUUGACAAAUACAUCCGCUUCUGUUUCGUUAAGGAAAACUCCACACUGGAAGCAGCAGAAGACAUCUUAAGAAAGUGGAGUCAGAAAGAGUGAAAUUAGCCGUCCAUCAUCCAUAUUUUAUAAAGCAACUUGGUGAGCUACCUCAGGAAAAUUGUUCAGAAGUCUUCUUGGUUUCUUUGGGGUUUUUGUUUGUGUGUCCUCAAACAAUGGUUAGAUUAUCCACUCGUAUGGCCUGAAAAAAAUGCUAAAAAGUUGAAUAAAGCUUUUCGCAAACAGCUUGUAUGUCUUCCCAUGAGCA
This is a messenger RNA of Fundulus heteroclitus (mummichog), 1703 nucleotides long. RefSeq names its product kynurenine aminotransferase 1 (gene kyat1). Gene Ontology annotation, cellular component: cytoplasm; mitochondrion. Lineage: Eukaryota; Metazoa; Chordata; Actinopteri; Cyprinodontiformes; Fundulidae. The record is from RefSeq and is a predicted model, not a curated record. The transcript has 13 exons. Gene Ontology annotation, molecular function: L-kynurenine:2-oxoglutarate transaminase activity; pyridoxal phosphate binding. The coding region runs from base 161 to 1498 and encodes 445 amino acids. Gene Ontology annotation, biological process: biosynthetic process.